This is a messenger RNA of Caenorhabditis remanei, 1494 nucleotides long. RefSeq lists its product as uncharacterized. The coding region runs from base 1 to 1494 and encodes 497 amino acids. NCBI's taxonomy places the organism in Eukaryota, Metazoa, Nematoda, Chromadorea, Rhabditida, Rhabditidae. The transcript has 11 exons. The record is from RefSeq and is a predicted model, not a curated record.
AUGAAACUCUUCCUCAGCAUCUGCGAGUUUCUGUACAUCAGAUGGCGUGUGUUCAGAGUGGUUUCCACUUCUACAAUUGACCCAGACGCGGAUUCAUUGCUCUCCUCGUCAUUUGAAGCUGAAAGAAAAGUAUACCGCCAAUUCAUGAAUUAUGGUACAACCGAUGAAACUAUUCCUGGGCAUAUAUUUCUAUCUAAUAGUGCAUCUUAUGUGAGUAAACCUAUUGUCGUUCGGGAAUUAUAUUAUUCUGAUUUCGAGUAUGCCAUUGAACCCGACAACCUAUGUCAACUAUCUAAACCAAGUUCUCUAUUUGGAAGUGACGAAUACAAUGGUCAAGAGCAAAGUGAAGUUUUAGAAGAGAGUGAUUUAUAUUCUGAUACUUGUUCGCUUAUUGAUGAGGAGACAAACUCUUGUCGGUUGUAUGAACGCUGGAUGAGUCGUGGUGUACGAUCAAAACCGAGACGUCUUUUACCGAGAACUCCUACAGAUCCAUCGGUACAGCAAGCUCUAUCAUUUGUUCAAACAGACAGCCAAGGUUCUUUGUUCGACAAUCUUUUUAACUUGGCAAGCAGAGGAUCGGAAGGGAUGACUUACCCUGAAGAACAACGUCAAAUAAGAAAUUACUUCUUCACAAGACCCCUAUAUUUCGAAAAUGAUGAAAACCGUCAUGCAGAGGAACGCCGAUUGGAUGAGUUGGAACGACUAGAAGGGGCAAGAAGAAGAGAAAAGGAGGAAAUUUUAGAGCAACAGAGAUUGCUGGCGGAGCUGGAAGCGUUGGAAGCACAAUACGAUCCUCCACCACCACCUAUUUAUGCAGAGAGGCUAAAUUCAAAUAGUUAUGAAAAUGUAUACCUACGGCAGGAAGCGGAAGAACGUGAAAGAGAACAAUUGUUACUGCUUGAUGAGACAUCAGGAAAAUAUGUAGAGUCAUAUUCCUUUAAUUCUGUUCUUGCAUCCACAGCAGUUCCAAUGGGAUCAGAGUCAUCUGAAUACCAAACUGCCUCUAUCAGUAGCCCAAUUGCUAGAGAAAUCUCUGAAAGAUUUUCGCAAACCUACUGGAGAGUGGAGGACUACAAUAGUGAUGGCGCUAUUGGAGCAAGAGAUAAUUAUCAUAAUCGUUAUUUCGGAAAGGCUGGCUACUUCUUGACCCGGAACGCAAUUGAAAAUCAAGCGAAUGGCAAUGACACGAUGCCAGCUGUUGAGAGACGAGCAUUAAAAAAAGAGCGGAGACGUUGGACGGAGAUUAAUGAAAGAGGAGGAAGGUAUGACAAUGUGGAGAUUCCUAUUCCUGAUACAAAUGGUCGAAGAACAAACCAUUGGGAAGAGGAAUACGAAGAACCGCUACCACCACACACCAGUGACACUUGGAGAAUGCCGAAGUGUGAGCAAAAAUGUUUGCGAUCGGAACACUCGCUAGUUGGUGGUGUUGUGGUGAAAGGAGUUGCGGUAGCAGCGGAUGUUGUUGUUGGAGCAGCCUUGGUCGUGGUUGAAUAA